Heteronotia binoei (common prickly gecko) is the source of this 1568-nucleotide messenger RNA. RefSeq names its product repulsive guidance molecule B-like. The transcript has 3 exons. Bases 53 to 1315 code for a protein of 420 amino acids. Gene Ontology annotation, molecular function: coreceptor activity. The record is from RefSeq and is a predicted model, not a curated record. Gene Ontology annotation, cellular component: plasma membrane. NCBI's taxonomy places the organism in Eukaryota, Metazoa, Chordata, Lepidosauria, Squamata, Gekkonidae. Gene Ontology annotation, biological process: BMP signaling pathway.
AGCGUGUUUGGCGGGCGGAGGCGCUUCCUGCGAGGCUGAUGGCUGUGGGGUUAUGGGGCCGGGCAGCCUCCCCCGGGCGGUGGCGGCGGCGGCUCGAGGGUGGCUGCGGCGGCCGCCGUUGGCCGCGCUGUUCGCCUUGUGCUGCCUGCGGCUGUGGGCAGUGGAUGGCCAGCCGUGCCACAUCCAGCGCUGCAACACGGACUACGUAGUAGCCACCUCUUCGACAGAGGACACUCUGCCUCACACAGACUACUGCAUGGCUUUGCGGACCUACUCCCUCUGCACCCAGAAGAUGGCCCGCUUGUGCCGGGGUGAUCUGGUGUACCACUCAGCGGUCUUCCGGAUCAAAGAACUCUUUGGGCAGCGCAACUGCUCCAGUGAAGGGCCAGCCUCUUCCGCCAGAGCGCCCGGAGCCACUGACCCCCUGGUUUCUGAGAUGUGCAACUACCAAGCCCGAUUGGGUUUCCAGACAAAAUUUGUUCACUGUGGGCUCUUUGGAGACCCCCACCUGCGGACAUUUAAAGAUGAAUUCCAGACUUGUCAAGUGGAGGGGGCUUGGCCCCUCAUUGAUAACCAGUACUUGUCGGUUCAGGUGACCAAUGUCCCUGUCGGGCUUGGAUCUGGUGCCACAGCAACCAGCACGAUCACAAUGAUUUUCAAGAGCUUCCCGGGCUGUUCUGAGCAGAGGGUGUACCAGGCAACCACAGAAGAUUUACCUCUGGCUUUCACUGAUGGCACGAGGAGUGGAGGAGGGCUGCGGGAAGGCUCCGGCAGUCUGUGUAUCCUGGAGAAGCCGGACAGGAGGCAGGUAGAGAUCCAGGCUCACCACAUUGGCAGCACCAUCAUCAUCCGGCAGGUGGGCCACUAUCUCACCUUUGCUAUCCGUGUGCCAGAGGACAUUCUGGGCCCCUCUGAACACAGUGCUGACCUGCAGCUCUGUCUCCAUGGCUGCCCCCAGAGCGAACGGAUCCAGGAGCACUGGCUGAGCCCAGCCAGCUCCGGCAUGUUCUGGCCGAGUUCCCGACGAGCCUACACAAUGGAGACUGCCACCGAGGAGUGCAGCCAUCUUCUGCCCAUGGAGGACACGUACUUCCAGUCUUGCAUCUUUGACUUACUGACCACAGGAGAUUCUGACUUCUCCCUGGCUGCUUAUGGAGCCCUGGAGGAUAUGAAGGCCCUCUACCACAGCCGGCUCCAAUUGCUGCUUGCCUUCAGGGCUGCCAGUUCAGGGGGCAGGAGGUCCAGGCUGGGAAGAAUCACUGCUCUUUUACUGCCUGGACUUCUUGCCCUCCUCUUCCUUCCUGUUCAGCUCUGAGAGCCAUGGCCUUAUCAGCAUUGGGUCACAGCAGCACCAUGUCUCAAAUGGUUUGUGGCAUGCCCUGCCUCCCUAAGUGGAAGGGGGGGGGAGACAAGGAGUUCUCCUCUCAGGGAGGAGUCUGGCAGUUACAAGUCUCUCCCCCCUCUACUCACCCAGAGUCUGUUCAGAACCAUGAAGCCCUCAGUGUAGAAGGUGGACUUUAUUCUGUAGGUUCUUAAAAAAAUAAAUUGGAAUGGAAUCAUCUGACUGA